CAGGCGCCGCCCGCGGUCGCCGCGGCAACGGGACGCGGAGCCGGGCGGCGGCGGCGGCCGCGGGCGCCUCACGCCAUGUCCCAGAUCCUGUGCGAGUGGCUCAACCGGGACGUGAAGCUCUCCCGGCGCAUCGUUCCAGGAUCAUUUCCAGAAGAAUUUUCUACUGGCUACCUCCUAGGAGAACUUCUACACAAAUAUGGUCUUCAGGAUGACUUUAAACAAUUUUCACAGAACAGAGGUGCAGAUGCAAAAAUUAACAAUUUUUCUCGCCUGGAACCCACACUUCACCUCCUUGGUGUGCAGUUUAAUGAGAAUAUGGCCCAAGACAUCAUGACAAGACAGCAUGGGGCUGCAACAAAGCUUUUAUAUGAAUUGUAUAUUGCUUUAGAAAAAAAGAGGAAGGCAAAGCUCACUGGAGUAGCUGUGGGAGCAAUGAGACCUGCAGCAACUGCAAAGCUUACGUCUACUGAAAGUGGAAAUCAAGAGCAUUACAUAGGAAGGAGACAAAAUGAGAUAAUGACCAGGAUUCAAACAGCUGUUAUACAGAUUCAGAAACAACCAUCAAGACCCACCAUAAAAUCUUUUGAAGCCAAAAGAUUCUUAAAGAAGAAGAGGGAAGCAGAGAACGUAUACAAGGAGAUAGAAAAGUUUGAGAAGUCUAUGACAGGAAAUGCCUCUGCAGUACACAGCCACAGUGAUAUGCAAGAAUUAUUGCAAACACAGGAGUUUCAAGAAACAAGUCUAGAAACUAUACCAGAGAUGAGAACUGAGCUGCUAAAUAUUUAUUCAGAUGAUGAAUAUAUAAAGAAAAUUCAAAAACGCGUACAGGAAGAUACAUUCACUAGAGAGCAACGAGCAAAGAGACGACGAAAAAUGCUAGUGGAUCAGUUAGCAGCACAUGAGGCUCAAGAGAGGGCUUACCGGGAGGAGCAGCUCAUUUACAGACUAAUGAAACAAUCUCAGCAUGAGCGAAGGAUUGCUGCUCAACUCAUGCAUGUUCGGCAUGAAAAAGAGGUGCUAAGGCAAAACAGAAUUUUCAGGGAAAAGCAAUAUGAAGAAAGACGACAGAAGGAGUUCCAGGAAGCUCUUGAUAGAGAAGCGGCUCUUGCAAAACAAGAAACUAUUGAUAACGAAGAACAAAUAGCCAGAGAAAGAGAAUACCAUGAGAAAAUUGCUGCUGAAAGAGCUCAGGCACGCUAUAAAAAGCAUUAUUCUAUAUGCUGGGAAAUUAUAUGCCAAAUCAUUGAUAUAUCAACAAAAGUAGGAGAAUAUCGUCAACUGACAAACAACCGUGUUCCACUAAAACUGAUGCUGGAUUGGAAAGAACUUUUUUUUAAUGGAAAACCAAUAUAUGAACAAGCUUCAAUUCAACCUUUGCCAGAUGAACCUAGCCCAGAACAACUUGUAGAGCUGAAUAAAAUGAGUCUGUUAGAUGAAAAAGAUUAUGGUGAAUACAAGAGUAUGACAGGGGAAUGGAGCCCAACUGAAGAGAACAGUGAAAAUAAACCUCCUCUUAAUAAUAACAUAUUGGGUCAUGUGCUUCGUAGACUGAUGGAAAUGUUCUAUCCUCCAAAACCCAAAUCUUCACGUGAAUUUCCUUCAUUUCCCGUCAAGGGAUGUAUUUUGGGAAAAAUGUUUAGUGGAAAAACUACCUGUGCAAAGUUUGUUGAAAAAGUUUGCAAUAUUCAGGUACUAUCUGUUGGUACUCUGGUUCAGGAGGCCAUUGAAGCUUUUCUUAAUAAUGAAAUGAAAAGUGAAUCCAGCAUAAUUUCACAGGAAGCAGAGAGUUCUGGAGAGCAAAAUGAGGCCCAGGAGAACUUACCAAAUUCACCACCAAAUCUUCUAGAGGAGCUCCAAACAGAGCCCACAACAGAAGUUCCUACAGAACCUAUUUUAGACAAUUGUCUUGUUGAAAAGGAUCCGUCCCAGCAUGAAAUCCAGGAAGAAUUUGAAUUGGAUAAGAGUCAGGAUGGCCUAUCCAAGGAUCCAUCUCAGGAUGAAAUCCAGGAGGAAUUUGAAUUGGAUAAGAGUCAGGAUGGCCUAUCCAAGGAUCCAUCCCAGGAUGAAAUCCAGGAGGAAUUUGAAUCGGAUAAGAGUCAGGAUGGCCUAUCCAAGCUAUCUGUACGUGCCCAGCUUGGUGCCGCAUCACAGAAAUGGCUGAAGAAUGGCAAAAGUGUUCCUGAUGAAUUACUAAUUGACAUCCUCUUGGAAGCCAUUACCCAAAUACCACCAGAGAAGGGGUGGAUUGUGGAGGGGUUUCCAAUGACAAUUAAUCAGGCAAAGCUAUUUGAAAAAUCCUAUACAGGGAUUGAUGUAGAAGCAAAAGAUCCAAUUUCUGAAAAGCUUUCCCUUGCUAUAGAUCCCAGAACCCCUAACAAGCCUCCUCCUACCUCACCUGCAUUUGAUGUUUCUAUAUUAUUGGAUAUUUCAGACAGUCUGGUACUGAAACGUGCAGCUGACAUGAAGUUAGAUGAAAGAAAGGCAUCUCAGGCUGAACAGAGCAGCGAUCAAAAUUCAGAUGCUGAAAUCCUAGAAGAGAAUAUUGAUUUGGCCAGGGAGCAGGUGCUACAUAGGAUUUCAGGCUUCCUAAAGACGUGGCCAAAAUUAGAGAAAUGGUUUUCAGUCCAUCAAAACAAUCUAGUGAAAGUAAAUGCAGAGACAGAAGAAAGUCUUAUGUGUGAAACAGUGAAGGAAAUUAUAAUAGAAGAAAUGGUAAAAAAUCAGAAUAGAAGGGCUGCUGAAGAAAUACCACCAGAAAAAGAAAAUGUUUCACCAGUUACAAAUGAAGAAGAGGUUUUACCAGUCACAGAUGAAGAAGAAAAGGUUUUACCAGUUAUAGAGCCUUCUCCCUUGCCUGAGGAACCACCAAUGAUCGAACCAGGAUCAGAUGAAUGGAUUUAUGUAGAUGAACCACUUCCCCCGGAGAUAAUUGAUUUUUUAGUACCUUACUGGGAAAUGGUAGAAAAUACAUAUAUGAAUACAAUCAAAACUGUACUUAGGUGUCUGAGGGAUGAAAAGUACGCUAUAAUUCAUUACACAGCAGAUAUUAGAAAAAAAUUUCAAGAUUAUUUGAAACGUCCACAUCUUAAGCAGGAGCUUGUAUCUCAGUGGCAAGCAGAUUUUAAUUCAAUUGCUAAUGAGCUGCAAGACGAUGAGGAAACAAAAGCUGAACUACACCAAAGGGUUACUGACCUAAGAGAUCUUCUCUGGGAUAUCUGUGACAUCAGAAGGAAAGAAGCAGAGCUGGAACGUACUGAUAUCAUGAAUGAAGAGUGGUUACCAGAUCGUAGGGGGAUUGCAAUGAACCAUUUCUUAACACUUAUGCAGGUUGAACUGGAUCGUUUCCAAGAUACAAAGAGACUUCUUCAUGACUAUUAUAGGGCAAUGGAAGGAAAAAUCCCAACAGAAGAUACUCAAGAUUUUACUAGAAUCCCAUUGUUAAAUAUUAUUAAUGGAGAACAGAAAGACGAUCAAGAUGAAUCAAGAAGGAUUCCUCUAGUUUCUUUGAAGCCACUUUCACCCGGUGGUGAGUCAGAAAAGAGUGGAACUAAGAAGAGGAGUCUUCAGGAUAAGAGUUCUGAAAGUGGAGUGACCACUUGCAGGAAUGAUAAAAAUCUUGUUAUUGAUACAUGGCAAACAGCAGUAACAGCGGUAUCAGAUAUGGUAACAGCUGAAAUAGAGUUUAGAGAAAUGGAGGAAGAACAAGAACUUCAGCUAAAACAGAAAUCUUCGAAAGCUGCACAGAAACAACCAGGCAAAGCGGCUGGGAAAGACACCAAAGGUGCCAAAAAGGCAUCUUCCAAAUCACCUCCUAAAAAAAAAGGAGCAAAAGCUACUUCAGCUUCUAUAGACCCAGAAGAAUUAAGGAAAGAAGAACUGGCACUUAAAAUAAAGCAAGAAUAUUUCAGUGCCUUGAAACAUGAGGAGGCAGCCACAAAAUCUCGGCUGGAACUUAUAAAAGAAAAAGCUUUAGCAUAUCUUGAGGAUCUAAAAUUGAAAGCAGAAGAGGCUUAUAAAGAUAUGGAAAAGUGGCUUGGAUCCACCUUCUUGGAGGAAAGAUCAAGUGUUGAAAAAUUGAUAGAGGUUGCACGACAUCAUAUUGAGAGUUCUAGCAAAAUCCUAUAUGAAAUGACUUUAGAAGGAACAGAUUUCUACAUCAAUAGAGACGUAAAAAUGGUUCCUGACCCUGUUCCUGACCCUGUUCCUCCACCAGAAUUUCAGCGCAUAGAAACCUCUGGAAGCAGUACUCUAACUAUUUCACAACUUGCUACACUUCAUAAGCAGUUUCUACAGCUGGCACCUAAAGCCAUAAAAGCACUGAAGCAAUUUAAAAGCAAGACUAAUUCUUCUAGCAACAGAGAAGUUGGUGACAGAGGGAAAGAGAAGAAAGAUUUGGAACAUCAGAAAUCAAAGAGGAAUCACCAGUUUCCAAAAAUAUGGCUAACAAAAUACUCCUGGUUAAAAUAUGAUGAUGAAAGGGGAAUAAUGUUUUGUGUACCAUGUCGUAAACAUAAUGUUGAUUUGGGGGAAAAUGUUCAUAAUUUUUGUUCUGGCACUGAUGACUUCAAACUUGAAUUUAUAAACACACACCAGAGUAGUGAAGCUCAUGCUUGGGCUACCUGCAUGGAAGCUGCCAGUUCUGCUUCACCAGAUGCAGCUUCUGCUGAGCAGAUGUUGAAGAGCAUGAACUCCAUAACAUUGGGUAGAGUAGAAAAUAUUUUUAGAAGAUACCAUGCUAUUGCUAAAUCUGGCUCUCCCUAUACAGACCCUGAUGGAAUGUGCAAACCAGAUAAACUUUAAUAUGACCUUUCUCAGGCAUGUUCUUCUGAAAACUUCCCUACAGAGGCAGAACAGAUCCAUCUUCCCAUUCCUGAUUAUUUAUUGCACUAAUUACUCUUCCCAUAACAAGUACUUUUACAGAUAGGAUGUGAUUAAUACACUUCACAGCUUGAACUGCUUUUUGUUUCCCUGUUAGAAUACUUGUAAGGGUUGCAAUAAGAUUACUGUAUCUUGAUUUUUAAUCUAGGAGCUGAGAAUGAGUAUGGUUUAGAGAAUAUGUAUUUUCAUAAUUCUACAUAUUCUAAAUGCACCUUUCUACUUGAUAAUUUAAAAAUGUAAAGCAUACCAGCAGACUAUAUUUCUACUAUCAAGGAAAUAACAAUGAUUUAUAUCAAAAGAUAGCUAAAAUUGAAUCAUUAAAGACCCUUCUUGGUUCCUCCAACAGCAAAUGAAGAUGUACUACAGGUAAUUUGGGAGAAAUGAAUAUGAGGUCAUUCACCUUUGAAUCCAGCAUCUCCUAAAUCAAGAUAACUCUACUUUCAAUAUAAAGUGUAUGUAGUAAUGCCAAUACCCCAAACCCUACUGUACUCCUCAGCUACUCUCUGUACUGUGCUAUGCUAUACCACACACACACACACACAUAUAUAUAUAUAUACACACAUACUGUGUCUUUGGUGUUUUGCAUAGAUGUUCAUGCUUCUUCUGGGUAUAAACAAUGUGUCAGAGUUCAGUAGAUUUUGAAGGAAUUCCUCAUUAAAGCAUAUUGGUUCACUCCAGUAGAGUUAAUCUGUGUCAGAAAUAGAGAUCAGUACAGUGUAUUGUAUAAAAUAUCUGAACUAGUGAUUUCGCAGUUAAAAAAAAAAAGUUUAGAUAUACUUUGCCUAAUAAGAAACAGGAUAUAUGUUUCAUGGAUUACCUUAUUAGAUAUGUGGCCUGUUAUAUAUUAGAAUUGUGAAUUCAAGGGUUUUAUUUUAAAUCACAUAAUACCAGGAGGGUUCUUUUCCCUCAAAGUUUUCAAAUGGAGAUUUUUAACUAUGCUGAGAUUAGAAAAAGUUUGAAAAUGCAUCUCAAGGAUGUCCAACAGGUGAAAACAAAAAAAGAAAGAAAAACCAAAAAAUGGUGGUUCUGUAUCUGUAACACUGAAGUCACCUCCAUGAUGCAGGGUGGGGACACGUUUUCUCACACUCUACAUCUAUGAAACUAGCAGAAUUCCUUCAACCUCACACCUCAGGAGAUAUAUUCUAAACCUGUGAUGAUUCUUGCUGCUUUCUUUUGGGCAGUCUUAUUUUGCAUCCAUCCUUCUUGAUAUAGAGUUUCCAAAGUUGUAUUAUAGCAGAAGCCUCAACAUCUGGGGGAGGGGGGGGGCGAAAAAAGAUUAUUUCCAAUGACUUCCCAUGUACUUUCUCAUAUUAUUGUAAUCUGCUAUAAUCCUUAGAGACUUUUCCAUAGAAAUUUUAUUUUGGAAGUAAGAUUCCCCUUGGGACAUUUAUUCAGUUCAUUAUGUUAGCCCAGUGGGGCACUUGACAUUUAUCUUUAUUGGAUAUUGUCCUUUUAUUCUAGGCUUUAUCUCUAAUUUUUAACAUUCACUUUGAAUUCUAAUCCUGUUCUCCAAUGUGCUAGAAGUCUGUUCCUGAAUUGUUUUAUGUACAGUGUAAUAAAUAUACCAAUUUGUGCAGUCAAUUUCCAAAAAGUACUUUGAUCUGUUUUUAGUAAAACUUACUUACUGACCCUGACUAUCUCCUCAGUUUUUCAAAAUCUUUGUGAAUAGUGACUCUCUUUACAAGAUGCCUGCUGCUCCUUCUAAUUAAAAAUGUUUCAUUUUCUAUUCAGUCUCCUACAUUAUUCAGCUAAAACUUAUUAGGUUUGGUUUCUUUUAUUUUGUACUUAUAAAAGGAUUUUGUAUAGAGCAUACCUGUUUUGAAAUGAGGCUUUCUAAGUGGAAAAAGUGAGUUCUCGGAAUUGUCUUCCUUUUUCCUUCCUAGGAGACAUUAUUUUCUUUCACCACUGGCAGAGUACCAUUUGCAGACACCAGUAUUCUUUUCUGAGUACCAUCUGUGUGGCUGCCCACUCUCAGCAUCUCUUGAUGAUUAUGGAGCACUGACAGCCCGUGAGCUGAAAUCAUGAGUCACCUAUUGUUUGGUAUUAUAAUCAGAUAUUCAAAACUAGUUCUGUGCUCUGUAAUAUAUACCCAAAUCCACUAAGUCUAGACAAAGAUCCUAAAAACACAGUGAGGAAUGUAUUUCAUCGAACCUCAUGUUUGUGUGGGAUUUCCUCUGUUCCUCUGAGACUCCCUCCUUUCUCCUACAUAUGUCAGUAGGAGGAAUUAAGUCACAGUCCAUUUGAAGAUUUUUAACUACUAUAACUCUGGAAUUAUCCCUCAUCAGAUGUUUCAGAAGGAGGUGGUAAAAUAAAAGAAAUUGCCCUACAGCACAUCAGCAAUUCUAUAGUUAAUAUAAACAAUUACAUAGUUUAUGUAAAUUGUGAUUUAGAUUGCAAUCCUUUAAUCCCAUCUCUGACAUUUGUUUUGAUGCAAGUUCUUUAAAUUUAAUGUCCCUCAUACUUUCAAUGUAUGUUUCUGAAGUCAUGUAGCUUCACAAAAAGUGUUAUGAGGAUAUUAGUAUCCUUUUAGAAUUCUGUGAAGAAAAUCAAAAUUAAAUUUCAUUUCAGGAAGUCAGAAAAUCAUAAGAAAUGCAGGAACUACAUCUUUUCGUGCAGAGAGAUCAUAGUGGGGGUUGAACAGUUUAAAACAUAAGAUGUUGUGACAGAAAUCUAAGUUAGACUGCCAGUGAUCAAAUGGAAAGGGAAAUGUUUAACAAAAACCAAAUAUUAUUAGCUGGUCUCUUCAUGAUAAAGCAUUAGAAAAUCUGAUACUGCAAAGAAGUUGUAAAAAUUUUCCCUGACAUUUUUUUGUUCACCGGCUCCUUCUCGCAUCAUAGCCUAUUUUCCCCAUGAAUCACUAAAAUAUUACCUGGUUUAUGGAAUCUUAGAGGAAGUGUCCCGGUCAUGAUGCUCCUGUGAUGCAGGCUUCAUUGUGCUAUAUGGAAAUAAUCUGAUUAUUGAGGAUUGAAGCUUUCAUGAAAAAAAAAAAACAAAUUUCCAUUUACCUUAAAUUAUAUUAGCAAUCCAAGGUGCUUCAGGAAACAGCACGUGAUUUAUCACAAUUUUUAGAAUGUGUACUUUCUCAGUGCAGAUAAAUAAAAAACUUCCCAGAUGUCAGAAAACUGUUACCAGUCUGACAGUAUUUUUUCCCCAGCUUUUGCUUUCAUGCUGAAAUGUGGGGGGAGGAUAUGAAGGCUUCAAGUCCAGGUGUCUCUCCCUUCCUUCUUUCUGUCCCAACAGACUGAGCUUCCCAAAUCUAUUUUUGUCUUCCUCUCUCCACGUGUAUAUAUGUAUAGGAUUUCUCUGCUGUAUUAAGAUGUGCUGGGGCAUUAAUCCUGGUUUUCCUGACUGGAGAUAAACAGGUCUACAAAGAUGCAGACCAUUCAAAUUAGCAGCUUGAUUUUGAAUAAUGACACAAUGAAAUUAAUACUCAAACACAUUCUUCAUAUUGCUAUCACAUAGCUUUUUCAUAAACCGAAAUUUCACUUCACUGUUUCACUUCAAACAAAGUGUCUUAGCCAUAGAAUGUGCACAGCUUUGCCUUUUCAAAUGGACAAGAAGUUUGACUGGAAAAAGGAAAAGAAUAAGUAAGUCUUCCCAACAUUUCACUGAUUGUGUUUGCUUUUAAAGGUAAUCUGAAAACUCCUGUUUUGAUGCCAUGGAAUUGAUCACAACCUGACCAAAUCAGCUUUAUCUCUCAAAAUUUAAAUAACUUGAAACGUAUUUUACAUUUUUUGUUGUUACUGCAGAGGUUUUACAGUGAACUCUCACUGACCCAGCAAAGUCCAUUUCUGAAAGAAAAGACUCUUAUCUGUUUUAAAAAAUUUUUAUACAUAACUUUGUGCUUUCAUGUCAUACAUGAAGUUUGAAGUUUCUGUUUGGUCACAAGCAAAUCUAUUCCUGCUUUUAAAAAAAUUGGGUUUUCUGCACUUAACUGAUUUUUUCCUUAGGAUUUCUUUUAAAAUAAAAUUAAUGGAGCUAUUUCUAACUCCCACAUGUGAGUUCUGAGAAGCUUUUCAAACAGUUGAAUUUUGCUUCAGAAUUCAGCAGACAACAGUGCAUGUUUUCUACCC
Molecule: messenger RNA, 8951 nt
Organism: Passer domesticus (house sparrow)
Lineage: Eukaryota; Metazoa; Chordata; Aves; Passeriformes; Passeridae
Gene: SPEF2
Product: sperm flagellar 2
Exons: 30
Coding region: 76-4800 (1574 amino acids)
Biological process (GO): sperm axoneme assembly
Cellular component (GO): manchette; sperm midpiece
Molecular function (GO): protein binding
Source: RefSeq, a predicted model, not a curated record